Habropoda laboriosa is the source of this 1332-nucleotide messenger RNA. RefSeq names its product Williams-Beuren syndrome chromosomal region 16 protein homolog. NCBI's taxonomy places the organism in Eukaryota, Metazoa, Arthropoda, Insecta, Hymenoptera, Apidae. The record is from RefSeq and is a predicted model, not a curated record. The coding region runs from base 1 to 1332 and encodes 443 amino acids. The transcript is spliced from 8 exons.
AUGCUGAACACAAUAAAAACAUGCUUGAAGAAUAACGUUCAAAAACAGAAUAGAAUAAUACAAUUGAAUAAAACUGAAAAUAAAAAGCCAAUUUUAAAAACUUUGCCAGUUUUCCAGUAUCCUAUAAGUAAUGAAAGAGAUCACAGAGUAUAUGUAUGGGGUAUAGCAGAUCAUGGUGCUCUUGGAACAUUGAAAUCAACUGCAUACCUAGAUGGUAUUUCAUUUAUUCCAAGGCCUAAAAGGUUAGCUUUUGGAGAAAAACAUGAUGUGACAGAUAUAGCUUGUGGUUAUGGUUUUACUGCUUUUGCUAUAAGAUCCAAAGAUAAAAAUAUUCUAUAUGGAAGUGGAAUAAAUACAGAUUCUCAGCUUGGUUUUGGUGAAGAAGAUAAGAAAUUUACCAAUGGCUUAAUAAUUGAACCAAGACCUAUAAAUUUACCUAUUAAAGACUUUUCUACAAAAGUCAUUGGUAUAGCAGCUGGAAGAGCACACUUAUUGGUAUUAACAAAUGAAGGAUUAUUCACAUUAGGGAAUAAUGCAUAUGGACAAUGUGGUCGUCCUAUAAUAUUAAAUGAAGAUUAUAGAAAUAGCAGAGUUGUUCAUUAUAUACCUGAUGUUAAAGGGAAAAAAAUUAAAGCUAUAACAGCUGGACAAGAUCAUAGCAUACUCUUGACAGAAUCUGGUGAAGUAUACACAUUUGGCUGGGGAGCAGAUGGACAAACAGGAUUGGCACAUUACAGAAAUGAAUUUAGACCAAGUUUAGUUAAAGGAGAUCUGGCUGGACAGCAUAUUAUUAAAGUUGCAAGCGUUGCAGAUUGUGUAUUAGCUCUCAGCGAUAAAGGAAAAGUAUUUGGUUGGGGCAACUCUGAAUACGGACAACUACUUGUAGAGGGUGAUACUCAACAAAUAAAUAUAGCUACAGAAAUAAGUACAUUAGAAAAAUUGGGUCAUAUUGAGGACAUUGCCUGUGGUGGUUGUUUUUGUAUGGUUUUGAACAAUGCAGGUGACGUUUAUGUGUGGGGUUAUGGUAUUCUUGGUUUUGGUCCUGAUGUUAAAAAAGUUUUACAACCAACCAUAAUUCCAUCUGUGCUUUUUGGAAAUAAUGCAUAUCAAAAGAAUACAAAAGUAGUUAAAAUAUUUUGUGGUUUGAGUCAUCUUACAGCUAUAACCAAUACAGGAGAUUUAUAUACGUGGGGUUGUAACAAAUUUGGAUCUUUAGGAUUAGGAGAUUCUAAGGAUCAGUACUUUCCACUGAAGGUAAAUCUAGGAGGUCAAGUGAAAAAAGUUGCUUGUGGAGUUGAUCAUACAGUUGCUCUUUGUAAACCUUUUAUUUGA